CCAAAGGGCGACGUCGAUCAAAAUAAUUCGUCAAUAAUCAAAAUGGCGGAUUCGGAGAGUAAUGUCGAAGGUCGCAAAAAUAGCAAACAUGACGAAGAGGAAGAAGACUUAUGGUACUAUUGAUGGCUGUUUUAAAUUCCUCAAACCUGUGCCUUGUUGUGAAAUGCUUGACUGUUGUAUCCCUCGUUUAGGUCGGCCAUUUUGAACGAUGUUUCAUCGUCAGCUUCUCGAAAGUUGCCUUCGAACAAGUCUUUGGUGUUGUUAGGUAUGAUUAAUGACCUUCAACUUGCGUGCAUUCAACGUGUUCUCGUUACUAACUAGCGUUGUCUCGUAGGAAAUGAUGGCACGGGGAAGACAAGUUUGAUUGUAAAACUACAAACUGGUGUAGCCGAAGUAAAAAAAGGUCAUGCGAUGGAAUAUAGCUAUAUUAAUGUAUACGACGAAGACAGAGAUGGUAUUUUAUUUGUACUUUCUGUACAUUUUACUAUAAUUUAUCCCCUUAAAUAUGCCUGGGCGUGUACUAGAGUACUUGUUCAAUGUGUCUAAAAGCUUUCAAGUACCCCGAGAAGCAUUUUUGUAUAAAUUUAUAAAACAGCACUGUCAGUCGGUCAAUGUUUACAUGGAGUUAAUAAAACAUGCCGUUAAAACGUUAUGUUUUAUGCAAAUUUCUUCCAAUUCGCAACAAAAUACUUGGUCUACGUGAGUUCUGAGUGUUUUGUUGCAAGUUGGACGAUAUUUUAAAUGCCUGUAUUAAUAUUUAGUGCAAUUUGUUUUUGUAUUGUAAUGCACAGCUGGCCCCAGAGAAUUGAAUUUUAAGCCCAACAAUUGGCAUUUGUAAAUGGACAACUUCCUAAUUUUAGACAAUUUCUGAAAUUAAAAAUAGUAAAUAUACAAAAAGUAAAUAUGCAAAAAAAUUGGUUGUGCCAUGCAAAUUUUCCUCAGAUCUCUCCAAAUGUACAUGGAACAUACUCAUGAACAUACUCCUUCAGAUAUUCUUAUCAAGAAAUUUUGAGGUUUGUUCAUCAACAUGAUGUAUAGACCUACAAAAUAGGAAAAUACCCUCAGCCGACCAUGGAAUAUUGGGAUAUUGUAGUUUUUCAGUUGCUGUCUGAAACCGAUAUACCAAGAGUUUGCAAUAUGCCAUAAUUUUUUGGUAUACCAAAAUUUUCAGUUUGUGUUGAACUUUUGCACAACAUAAAUCAGUAGCAUCUGUCUAUGAUUGUGUGGUACUAAAUUGUGAUUGAACAAUAGUUUGGUACUGGAAUCGAGCCAAUUUUUUGCCUUAUCGGUAGACAAUCGAAAUCAGUUGAAUUAUCUAUAUUUUCGAUUGUGUGAACCCAAUUGUUGAGAAAAUAUGCACUUCAAAAAUUAUAUACAUUGCAUGUUGAUACGUGUUGCAUGUACAAAUGCUCAACCUGAAACCACUGUUUUAUGAAAAAAAUUGAAAAACAAAUAGUUUAGUUUAAGCUUAAUAACUUCAUCAUCAAAUUUACAGCAGAUGAUUGGUGAGCAUACAGAGCGUAGCCCCAAUUGAAUCUGCCUAAUCUCCUGUGCAAAUGGUAGUAUGUUAGGUGUGGAGCAAUUGGUGAGCAGACAGAGCAUAGCCCCAAUUGAAUCUGCCGAAUCUCUUGUGCAAAUGGUAGUAUGUUAGGUGUGAAGCAAUUAAUGCAUGAAGCGUGCGUUAUGAACGGUUUUAAUGAACUUUGUUUGCAGUAACGUGUUACAUUCGAAACUAUCAUUAAAAAAAUGAAAUGAAUGACAUCACCUUUACUCAGUCGACUUACAUUACAAUAUCAUUAUAAAAUCGGUAUCAGGUACAUUGUUGCAUGAAUAAUCCCAGAAUUGUGGCACAAUUUCCGAUGUGGCACAAUUAAUCAAUUACUAGGACUAAAUAUUAUCAACUAACAAAUGCCACAUCCGUAAUUGGUAUUUGAAAAAGAAAAUACAGUAUUUGCACUUUGUCUAAAUCUCUUGCUGCAAUGUGCCCAAGUGUGCCCUAUUAUGUACUGGUUAACCAUUUUCAUGUUAUGUAUGUUUAGAUAGCACAAGGCUAAAUGUUUGGAUAAUGGAUGGUGAUGUUCGAUAUAAAAAUCUUCUAAAGUUUGCCAUAACAAAAAAAUCAGCAAAAGACGUUACGGUUAUACUUAUAAUUGAUAUGUCGAGACCAUGGACGAUUAUGGAUACGCUGAACUCCUGGGUACAUGUAUUAAGGGAGCAUAUACAUUCAUUAAAUUUAUCACCAAAAGAGCUUAAUGAAAUGGAACAUAAUAGUAAGUCGGUCAUGAAUGAUAAGGGGCAUACCUUGUGGGGGAGUUUGGGGUUGUGCAACACCUCCCUCCACUUUUCCCCAAGAUUGUCUGUAAAAUUGGAAAAUGAAAUGCUGAUCAGUAAUAUAUAAAGAGAGACUACUAUGUCAGUUGGUUUUGCAAAUAGUAUUUGAUUUGCAAUAGAAUUUUACAUCAAUUUCAUUUGAUACAUGACCACCUUACACAAAAAUUUUGAGAGCAAAUUUUGACAUUUAGGCGUGGUCACAAAUUCAAUAUCAGAAACAACAAACUCACAUUGUGGCUAUUUAUAGAAUAAAAAGUCGUUAAAAGUCAUCAAAUAAUUGCUAAAUAAUUGCUAGCGAGUAUUGUCUUAAAUUGAGAAAUAAAAUUAAUUUAUAAGGUGUACUUAUCUUAUUGUAAUUCAACUUCAAAUUUGUGAGUUAGAACUGGAAGGGAGAUGAGUGAGGCAACACCCCAGCAUGCUGUUGGCCUGUGCUGUGUUCAGUUGGCCUGUGCUGUGUUCAGUUUGCUCUGCUGCUUGCAACUGGAUCAACAACAGCAACACAUGUCCAGAACGUAUAAAGUCAACAUCAAACAGUGCAUACUAAAAAUUUUCAUGAUUUAUGGCACUUUUGACGUUUUGUUAUCGAACUUGCGCUACCGAUAGUGAAAGAGGCUGAGGAGUGCACCCACCUGAACAGAGAAUGUGUGCUUAAUACUCCUGCCUGACAAUACACACAUUGAUAUAUUGGACUAUAAUAUAGCAUUUGUAAAUUCUGAACGCUGAUUGGCUAAGAGCCGUGUUGAUAUAACUCAAUGUCAACACAGGAAAUUUUCCACAUUCCAUACAAUUUCUCGUUUUCCCAAUUCCACUCGUGUUGAUAUAACUGUAUAUCAACACAGAAAAUGUUUUAGAUUUGUUAAUUGUUAUGUGUUUUUAGUAACAAAACAAUUCCAAGAAUAUGUUGACCCGGAACAAGGCGAAGAGAGAAAGAAAAUUGGCAGUGAAGAAGAUGAUGUGGUUUUACCAUUAGAUCCAAAUGUUUUAACAGAUAAUCUUGGUUUUCCUAUAGUUGUUGUUUGUACUAAGGUAAUCUAUUAAUGCCCUUUUACACUUUCAAUUUUUCCUGCGAUUUCUAGUGCAAUUUUGUUCUUCUGAUCCAUGUGAACGAGUAGAUGAGCUAUUAAUGUUCUGAGUAUAUGUACCUUCUUCUGAACAUUCAUAACUAAUCCACUCGUUCACAUUCGUCAGAAGAAGAAAAUUGCACUAGAAAUCGCAGCAAAAAUUACAAGUAUAAACGGGCCUUUAAGCUGGAGUAAUACGAGCAAAAAAUUGCUGCAACUUGCAACAAAAUCUGAUUUCUACGCAUGUUAAUUGAAAAUGUUUAUACACAUACAUUACAAAUCACGAGGCAACAUGUGUCAACAUUUCUACUUAACAUGCGUUGAAAUCAGAUUUUGUUGCAAGUUGCAGCAAUUUUGUUGCCCGUGUUACUCCAACUUUAGGUGAACUGUAAUUUUAGAGAAUUAUGGCACGAUCAUAUGGCUGUUUUGGUUUUCUAACAUUUGCUCAAAAAUUCUUUCUUUUUUUGCAGACAGAUUCCAUGUUAAGUUUAGAAAAAGAACGGGAUUAUAAAAAUGAGCACUUUGAUUUUUUACAACAACAAAUUAGAAGAUUUUGUUUAAAAUGUAUCCUUUUCAAAGUAGCAAGUGCUUGAUAUCUUUUUGAAUGUCUGAGUUUUAUUGUAUAUGGUAUACAUCUGGUAAAUAUCUGGCAUGAGGCUUGUGUUUGUAUAUCUUACGAAUGCUGUAAUAUAUAGCGUAGUUGCGAUCUGUCUGGAUGAAAACUUUAAUAUUCUUCAAUAACCAUGAAGACAUGAACCGCGAUAUUUGGUGAGAAAAAUGAGCUUACAAAUUUAGGUAAAUCAGCAGGAAUUUGUUCAGAUAUACAAACUCCUUCACGGUCAUGAUUUCUAUUGUGUUUUCUUCAUGAAAUAUUUAAGUUGCAUUGCACCAAAAUGCGCCCUGCUGUAUUAUUUUACUCUGUCUAAUGCCAGACCAUUUUACAGUCUUGCAUAUUAAUGGUUAACACCAAACAAUCAAGACCAAUGUGUCUUGUCAACCCAUUGAGCUAUUAAGUACCUAAGAUAAGUUUUUUCCAGUAUUUUCUACAGAUUGUAUGUUCCUUGACCUUCAAUACUAGAUGGCGCUGGUUUAGUCUAUACAUCUGUUAAAGAAUCAAAGAAUUGUAAUUUGUUAAAAAAGUAUCUCCUACACAGAAUAUACGGAUUUCCGUUUAGAGUACCAGCUUCGGUGCUUGAUAGAGAGUCUAUUUUUAUGUGAGUGGCAUUGCUUUGGCAAACGAGAUAGAAAAUGUGACUCUAAAGCUUACUCUAGCCAUCGAGCUCCAUAUAUCUGGAGCGAAAACUCGAGUCCAAAAAGUGAAGCCAAAGAUGGAGCUGUUGGACGUCAGUUCAUUCCCUUUCUAUUGUUUUUGUCUGCAGGGAAUGUGCAGAAAUUUCGUAUUUUAACUUCUAUUUAAAAACUGAUAACUGGAUUAGCGAUACGGUCCAGAAAAAAACUGGUAUUAGCUGGGAUUAAAACUGUUUACGACCUUGAUUUAAUGAUUUAAUAAUUUAAUAAGAUUCGGCUACUAUUUAAAUACAACAUAUAGAGCCAGGGAAUUCGCCACAGGUUUUCCCAAUUACGGCGAUCCCAUAUAAACAAGAAUUAAAUUACUGUACAAAACAAAUUUUCAAAGCAACUUAACAAGCUAAAACUAAUAAGGCUAAUAACGAUUAACGAAAAUCUAUACUGUCCAUGUUCAAUAAUAUAGGACUAACAACAACUUAUUACAUUGUUAAGCGAUCUGGCUCCUUUGCACUUUACACAUAGCUAACCUUCGUAGCUAUUGGAUGUCAAUGGCCGUCAUCUUGGCUUCACUUUUCUCAUAGGCCGAAUGACUGAAGUUCUUGUUCCAGAUGUAUAUAGAGAUCACUGGGCUCUAACCCAAACCACUGAGCCUAACUCAUAAACAGUGGGACAUGAAUCUAUAUCCCAAAACAGCAUUAGGGUAGACUAGGUAUUUUUACAUAAAAAUAUCACGCAAUGUUUGAUUUAUGUUUUCAGACCAAGUGGUUGGGAUAGUGUAUCAAAGAUAAAUAUUUUGGACGAACACAUGAAUCAUAUCAAACCAGAAGAUGCGUUUGAGGAUCAUAUAAAAAAACCCGAAUACAGACGAGUACGUUGAGUCGCAUUCUUUUACAUUUGAAUGAUAUACCGAACCAAGCUAUGCUAUAAUAUCUGGAUCUGAAAUACUUCAGUAGUGUAUAAUAUCUGUGUCUGAAAUACUUCAGUAAUAAGUCGAUGAAUAUAGAUUCGUAACCAAAUUGUUUAUGCUUUGAUCAAUUUUUCCGCUUUUUAGCCAAUUCAAGACAAAGAAUUGGAAUGCGAAGAAGAGCAAUCAUUCUUGGAAAAACAACAGGUUUCAAAAACUUACAAUUUAUUACAACCUCACUCUGAGAUUUGUUGUCUGCGCCAGUAAAGUUUGCUCUGUGACUUUAUACUUUCCUCCUCGGUACGAAAUGAACUGGUACAUUAUUUCACACUGCUUUCCAUCUUUGCUAUUUCCAGCAAGCCUUGCUAAAGAAUCCGCCACCAACUGGGUUGUCAAGGCCGCCUGGCAUGACGGUAAGGCGUCCGGUCGUAAUGGUCGUGUUCAUUAUGACUGUAUCUCCAGAGAAAUCUAGUACAAGUAUUCAAGCACGAGUAUUAACUUGAUCAUACUGCACAAACGAGUACUACAAUUCAAUAUAUUCAUUUUGUGUUUCAUGGUAGGAUAUGUCCAAACCAAGAAUACCUAGUUCUCCGGGCGCAAGUCGUAUCUCUCCAAGUGGUAGAGCGGCUGGUGGUGCUGGAAGUGCUAUAAAGUCAAAGGUAAGGAAGAGACUAGUGAGUUCACGACAACCAGGUACAUUAACAGAAAGGCGGAUCGGGAUCUUCAAACUUCUAAAACAAUUUUAAUGACAGUACCACUUUAAAUUAAGUUAACCCAAAAAGAGUUAUUUCUGGGUUAACCAGAAAAAUUUUAACCAGUGUUUUUAAUAGUACACAUUUUUUGGUUGAUCGAUAUUUUUUACUGAAUUAUUUAUAUAAAAGUAUAAAAUAAAAAUAUAAAGUAUAAAAUAAAAAUCGAAAAAUGAAAACACCUUGAACAUCCAAGAUAUGAACUAAAACAAGACGUAAAUUUAAACACUUUAUUAUUAUUUAUUAUUAUUGUUAUAAUUAUAACAGUAUUUACCCAGGGAAUCUAUACAUUGCAAAAGUGGUUUUCAGAAGGACCCUGCAAAAUACAAUUGCCUAAAAAUAAACAGUUAAAUGACUAAUUACUGAAAGAAAAUAUUAAAAAAACCCAAUUACAUUAGUAGUAAAAAGUUAUAAAUUACUAGAUUAAAGUUAAAUUAUAAUGACUUCAAGUUAAAAAAGUAUAAUUGUCGACGUAUCGAUAUAGUACAAUAGCCUAAUACCGGAAUUUAUUUUACUACCCUAUUUUAAGUAAAUUAACGUGGUCUUCAAACAAAUUACACUGACUCUUUACUUUGCUUUCAUAGGAAGGGGUGAAGGUUGGCGCACCUGGCCCAGGCGAGGGUGUCCUCGCGAAUUUCUUUAACAGUUUACUGAGCAAGAAAUCGAACGCUCAAGUCGGCAAGUCAACUGUAAGACAAGACGCCAGUGCUGAAUUGGAAAAAAUGACGAGGACAAAGAAACUGGCGAAUAUGGAGAAUAAUUCACAAUCUGGGUCAGAAAGUUCAUGAUCUGGUUGCAGAACGAGGGAUUUUCCAGGGAGAUGUACAGUAUAAUAUGAAUGUCUGGGGGUAUCACAGUAUGUCAUGAAUGAUAAUUGGGUUUGCAACCCACGAGAUAUAUAUUGUUUAUGUGGCUGGAUCGAGCAAUUUCAGCCAUCGAAAUUAGGACCUGUUCAUGUGAGCCCAGAUAAUUGGGAAAGCAAUUUCUAUUCAUAUGAGAACCAGCCAGCCAGCCAGCCCGGCUAUUCUUGGGUUUCAUAUGACGUCACAAAAGUGACGGGGGUUCAACAAUUAUCAGAGUGAGUCGAUUGCUCGUUUUAUGUAUUAGCCUUGUGUUUGGUGACAAAUACAUGGAAUUUCGUAUCACGUUCUCACUCCAGUGCAGUAUAAGCAUCAAUGCAUUUGAGGUUGUGAGCCCCCGUCAGAUUCACUGCAUAAUGCCGUAGUGAAACCCAAGAAUAGGUGAGAUCUUACCUUGCACUGGGUGGGAUCUCAGUCAAGUGUGAUAAAAUUUUCCAUACGAAGGCUUUAUCCAUCUGACUGGGAUGGACAUUUUUUGCCGAUUUUGACCUAUAAUAUAUAAUAUUAGGUGGGAUAAAGCAGUCAUAUAAACACAGAAAUAAUUUGUCUCACUCACUUCCUUGCAAACCGCGGGCUCAUAUGAGCAGGUCCUUGGGCAAAUUUUUCGGAAGCGAAAAAUUGCCUCCGUUGUCAUCGAAUGAUUGUAAAGGCUGUUAAUUUCCAGGAAAUUGCUCGAUCCAGUUCGCCACAAAGGAUGGACAAACUCUAAACCCAAUAUCCACAGGAAAAAAGUCUGUAUAAAUAACAGUAAGACAUGUAUUUCGAGUCACCGAAUCAGAAUUUGCAUGCAGUCGAAUGUGCACUUGUGGGUGUAGCUUAGAACGUAGAAAUGUGUCAGACAAAACUUCUAUGUAAUCACUACCGCACAGAAAAUUGAAAAAUUUAUUAUCUAUCUUGAUAUAUGAUAUAAAAUAGACCGCAGUAUUCUUUUAAUUAAAUUAAGUCAGUAAUUAGAGUAAGGCCCUCGACACGUAACGAUUUUUCAAAUCCGACACCCUUUUGACUAAAUUAUAAUAUGUAGCCAUUUCAAUUAAUGUUGUCCCUGAGCAUAGUUAAUAUAGUAUGCCCUGAGCAAGGCGGAAAAGUCGAAUACGAGCGCGAAAGGCUUGCUGGGAAUCGUUAAAAAAUUCAUUAUUUUUUUAGCGAUUCCCAGCAAACCUUGCACGUUCGUAUUCGACUUUUCCGCUUUGCUCGAGGACAACGUUAAUUGAAAUAGCUGUAUACAGCUAAACCAUUUACCAAGCAUAAAUUACAUCUUAUCUCAAAAUUAAAACUGGAUGGGUGCGUCUGCUCAGGAGUUACCUACAAAAAAUUCUGUUAUUGCUUGGAAGAGGUUAUAUAUAGAUUCUGCAUUUCAAAAAAUCCCUGAGUAUUUUGACUCAAAAACUUAUGCAGUGUCUCAAACGUUUUUAGCAACUUUUUUGACUAAAGUUUACAAGUUUUUGAGUAAAGAUUUGCUUUACUGUUUACUGUGGUUAUAAGAGAAAAAGGGCUUUUAUUCUCUAAAUAGUAAUUAGCCUCCCUUAAAUUUCCCAGUGAAUAACUCGUGGAAAUUCCAAAAUGGCCACCUAAAGUCCCAUAAAUUAUAGCCCUAACGUUCUAAACUCGUUCACUGAAGAGGUUUGCAAGUUAUUUUUUUCAGAUCAAAUAUACACUAUUUAGACAUCGACUAUACACCAUAGCUAAUUUGAACACCUAAAUAUAUUUGAUUUUGUAAAAAUGACUAUAUUCUGGCUUCAAAAAUAGAUGGUUUUUGAAAAUUAAAAGUCCUAUCCAUGCGAUUUCGAGACAUACCACCGACUUUUCCUCUUAUUCCUUUUGAGAAACAUCACUAUAAAUUACUGUCUGUUGGAGCCGGAUUUGAAAAAUUGGAACUUGUAAAUAUAGGUCUGGAUUGGUCAAUUAGGUUCUCUAUUUAUUAUACCAGUCAUAGUGGAUAAGAUAAAUGUAUUCUAUCUUAAUACUUACCAGAAUGCAUAGUGUUAGAAAAAAUAAAAUUAUUCAAUUUCACGC
Messenger RNA from Paramuricea clavata, 9166 nucleotides. NCBI's taxonomy places the organism in Eukaryota, Metazoa, Cnidaria, Anthozoa, Malacalcyonacea, Plexauridae. The record is from the annotation of a GenBank genome assembly.